GCUAUGUUUCUCAAAAUUCUUCCAGCUCCCUGCAAAUCCAUCAAUUAGACACAAAGGAAACCGCAGGUCGAACAAGAAGCAAAGAAAGCAAAACAUGGAGGAAGCCCUUCAGAAUAGAAUCUCUAUUGCGGCUCCCUUCAUUUUUCUCAUCGUUGUUGCUCUGCAACUCGCCUCCAUACGCCUAGAACAGCUCAAAAAGAAGGGAUUAGUGAGUGCAGAGGAAAUCGAGUUGCGCAAUGAAAUAAAGAAACUUUUGAAAGAGGCGGGCUCGUUAACCAACCCAUCAACCUUUGCUCAAGCGGCAAAGCUUAGAAGGAUGGCAGCAUCUAAGGAGAAGGAACUUCAAAAAUAUCAGUCAACGAAGAAUCAGAGCAAGAAAUUGUCAUAUGAUACACAUGUAAAAGCUCUGAUGAUUGUAAAGGCACUGGCAUAUCUUUUUCUGGUUUUCUGGUUUUGGGGCGCCCCUGUUGCUACCAUAUCUCAGCAACUCUUGCAACCUUUUGGGAAGGCAUUGUCCUUUGGAGCUGGAGGUCGCUUGAAUGGCAGAACUACGGUUGGGGUAAUUCCAUGGAUAGCAUUAUCAACUCGUGUCAGCAAUUUUCUCUGUCACAAGUUCCUUAAAUAGAAAACAACUUUCAGCUAUAUGAAUGUUGAUAGAAAAAUAGGGUAAGUUUUUACUGUAUUAAUCAUUUUAUUGUUUUUAUAUACUUGAAUAUUUAUAUUUAUUUUUUGGGGGUGGAUGGUUAUUGGGUAUCUGACCAUGGUUAAAUCUCUUGUAAGAAACAUUUAUAUUCUUUUUUCUUCAACCACUUAAAGCUAUUUUGUAUUCUUGACUCUAUAAGAAGUGUAUAAAUGGUUUCAUACCUUGUGAUA
Molecule: messenger RNA, 873 nt
Organism: Nelumbo nucifera (sacred lotus)
Lineage: Eukaryota; Viridiplantae; Streptophyta; Magnoliopsida; Proteales; Nelumbonaceae
Product: tail-anchored protein insertion receptor WRB-like protein
Biological process (GO): tail-anchored membrane protein insertion into ER membrane
Source: RefSeq, a predicted model, not a curated record